ACAUUUAAAAUUUGUCAUAAAUAUUAGUAAUAAAAAAAAUAAUAAUUGUAGAUUUUAGUGUCUGUACUUAUGUCAAAAUAAAAUAAUGAUUAUUAAUUGAACAUUGUAAAUCAUUCACUUACGCUUAAAUUUAUUUAAAUGGCGACUAAUGAUUUGACUAGAGUUAAGGGAACUUCUAUUGUUAAACCAAUUAUAUAUGGAAAUACUGCUAAAUAUUUUGGUCAAAAACGACACGAAGAUGGUCAUACUCACAAAUGGUGUGUUUAUGUAAGGCCUUAUGUUAAUGAAGACAUUGGUACCUGGGUCAAAAAAGUUCAUUUUAAAUUACAUGACAGCUAUGAAAGUCCAACUCGAGUGGUGCAAAAACCUCCGUUUGAGGUGUCUGAAACAGGCUGGGGCGAAUUUGAAUUAGUUAUCAAGAUAUUUUUUCAAGAUACAAGUGAAAGACCAGUUACACUUUAUCAUGUACUUAAGUUGUACAGCAAUGGACAAGACUCUGAACUAAGUGAAAAACCAGUUUUGUCAGAAUUUUAUGAGGAAAUUAUUUUUCAAGAUCCAUCAACUUACAUGAAAUAUGUAUUAAAUGAUACAUUGAGUAAAAAUCCUCCUAUUGAUGAACAAAAUCUACAUUAUGAACGUAUAAAGAAGACAACAGUUGAAAAAAUGAUAAAAUCUAGAAAAAGAGUACAAGAACACACAGUUAUGUACAAAGAACGUUUAAAAAAGUUGAGAGAAACUAUAAACAAAUUUAAAGAUGAAAUUUGUGCAUUGCAAUCACAAUGUAGUUCAUCAACAUUGCGAUAAAUAAAAAUAAAUAGAUCUAUAACGAUUAUUGACAUAUUUUAUUAAAUACACAAAUAUUAGGUAUCUAUUUAUAAUAGUUACUAUAUUUUAAGCGAUUUAUUUUUUAAUAUUAUUUUAAUUUCUAACUGAAUAAAUACAAAUUAUAAUCUAUAUUUCAUAAGUAAUUUUCAGUUAUAAUUUUAUAACCUUUACCAUUGAUUAUAUAAUAUACUAUUUUAUUUAGAUCUACUAUAUUACAAUCAAUGUCAUUUCCACCCCUCCGGUUAGAUUAUAAAAUGUUUAUAAAUUAUUUAUAAUAAAAUGAAAAUUUAUAGUAUAUUAUGACUUAUGAGAUUAAUGUUUUUUUGAUUUGUACGACUCUCUUAUGAAAUAAUACAUUAUAUAUCUGGUGAGGUUCAAUAAUAUAUAUUGUAUGUAUAUUUUUUUUUAAAUCACCCAGAUUAUAUUUAAUCUAGCUGAAGUAAUUUGUCAAGUACCCAGAGCCGUGCGGUUAAGAUUUGGCGCCCAGGGCAAAAUUAAAAAUAUUCACCCCUAUUUUAUUUAUCAUUGUGCAUUUCAAUUUUUUUGGUGCCCUUUUAAAUUGCCUGGGGCGCAUGCCCCCUAGGCCCCUCCCACGGCACGGCACUGCAAGUACCCUAAAAAAUUUUUAUAUAACUUAUAAGUACACAAAGUACAUUUAGACUUGUUACUUCUUAGUUCUUAUCUUUUCUAAUGGAAAACUUAUUAAAAAAAAAAAAACCAGUUAUUAUUUUAAUUUUAAGGC
Rhopalosiphum maidis (corn leaf aphid) is the source of this 1567-nucleotide messenger RNA. It is a transcript of the gene Gas41, whose product is annotated as YEATS domain-containing protein 4. Gene Ontology annotation, biological process: regulation of DNA-templated transcription. Bases 139 to 804 code for a protein of 221 amino acids. Lineage: Eukaryota; Metazoa; Arthropoda; Insecta; Hemiptera; Aphididae. The transcript is spliced from 4 exons. The record is from RefSeq and is a predicted model, not a curated record.